CUAACGUCGCAUCGCAUGAAACACAAAUCCCACCUCAAGUGCCGAAUUGGAGACUUACGAGAUGCCUUGAACGCCUCGCGAUUAUCACGGACCCACGUUAGGAGCGCGUCUCUGCCCUGGCAGCGGUUCUGUGACCGUUUGCCGUUUUCGGAAAGGCCAGCUGGACUCAUGGCUCUGAAGCUCAUCCAGAGAUUUCCUCCGUUUGGGCAGUUCGGGAUUCAACGUUACCCUCCUGGUGGACCUGUCUGCCCCACCAGGCUCCUGAGUACCAGCAGUGUAGGUCAGCCCUUAUGUGUAGCCUGCCUUUGUACCUCAGCCGGCGGCUGCAUCCUGACCCAGGGCUGCAGGAAGCUCCGGCCGGACUGCGGGAUGAGGAGCCUGACCACCAUCGUCAGGGAGCCGUCCUUCGUCGCUAGCAGCUCUGUACGGCUCCACAGAGAUUCAGGCCCUCGGUUCCGUCUGACCCAGCUGCACCGGCCCACAGCUGCAGAAGAGCAGGCUUUCCAGCAGCGUAUAGGGAGCUGCUCCUCAUCCAGGCAGGUCUUUACACUGCUGCGCUCAGUGGAGAUCAUGUCUGACACCAUGGCUGCAGCAGCACUUCACCGUGUGGCCGACCUGGAGCGGGAGGGUAACUCUCUGAAGGAUCCUACAGUGCUGGAGAAGGACACCAUCAGAUCUCUGUGCUUGCAGCUGGAGCAGGACUCUAGGCGGCUGACGGAUGCUGGGCUCGUAUCAGCUCUGCUGGCUUGUACGCGCCUCUUCUUGGAUCCUUGGAGCACGCUGAUGGUGCGGCUGGCGUCUGAGAGCCAGGAGAGGCUAGACAGAGGGAAGAUGAGCGUUGGGCAGCUGUGCACCCUGGGCCAGGCGAUGCUGGCUAUGGAGGGUCCUCGAUGUGUGAUGCUGGAGCAGGUGAUGGAGCAAAUCCAGAAGCAGGAGCCUUCCCAGUGGAGCCUAGCAGAUCUCAUUGCUGUUUAUAGAUUUCUGCAAGGCGGCGUGGGUAUAGAUGGGAGAUACCGGGACCUGCUGAAUGCUAUGCACACCCACGCUGUGACAGUCACCUCCCGCAUGGACCCUGCUGCUGUCAGCAGGCUGCUUAGUGCUCUCGUGGCCCUGAAUCAGACGCAGGCCAUGCCUCUUGUGAUCAAUCUGUGCAAGCAGGCCGUACGACACGUACCUCACUUCACUGAUGAGGAGCUCACCGUUGUGCUUGGCGCUCUAAUGCACUUUGGUCACAGCGAUCAUUACUUUGUGGAGGCGAUGGAGAGGUACGUGCCCACAAUGACCUUCACCUCCCACCCAGAGACAGUUACCAAGGUCAUUCAGUUCUUUGGCCGGAGGAACAUCCUGUCUACGACUGUGUUUGAUGCCGUUGCGGAGAGCUUUGUGUACCGAGCAGACGACUACAGCACCAGCCAGGUGGCCAGGCACAUCAUGGCUCUCGGAAAGGUCGGCUACCUUCCUCCCAACGCUGGCGACGUAUUCAGGAAAGUUGAGAACAUCCUGCACACACGCUUCUCACACUUCCAGCCUCGAACGCUGCUCAACCUGCUCCACUCCUGCACCCUGGUGGAGAGGUUCCCCGUUAACUUUGUCUCCAAAGUUUUCAGCAGUUACUUCCUCCAGCAGCUGCAAGAGCAGGGAACAGGAAUCGACCGGAUCCUCCUGGCACAGCUGACCCAGCUCUACAUGACUUUGAAGUUGGAGUGUCCUUUCUAUGAGGGUCCCAGGCUACUUCCAAAGUACCGUGUCAAGUCGUUCCUCAUGUCCGGACGCUCUCUGGAGACACCGGUGGACGCACAUCUGUACAACACUGUGAAAACUGGAUUGGUGGAUUUGCUCGGGGCUCGUUCAUACUUCGGAUCCAAAGUUCUGACUCCGUACUGCUACACACUCGAUGUGGAGAUCAAACUUGAUGAGGAGGGAUACGUACUGCCUGCCAGUCAAAUUGAUGAUGUAUACAAAAGGAUUGCGCUUUGUAUUGAUGGACAGACGAGAUUCACUACAAGCAAGAGGCAGCUACUUGGAAAAGAAGCCAUCAAGCAGCGACAUCUGAGGCUUCUGGGAUAUGAAGUUGUUCAGAUUCCUUACUAUGAAUUUGAAAAACUACAACACAAGACCAGCGUGGUAGAGUAUCUGCACCAGAAAAUCUUCCCUCAUACUUAUAGGCUGAGCUGGUGAUGAUAAAAUGAGUGUGUUUAAGUUAUUGAUUAUGCACUUUCACCUGUUUAACUUGACAAUAAAGUGACUUUUGUAUAAAUACCAA
Micropterus dolomieu (smallmouth bass) is the source of this 2263-nucleotide messenger RNA. It is a transcript of the gene fastkd3, whose product is annotated as FAST kinase domains 3. Lineage: Eukaryota; Metazoa; Chordata; Actinopteri; Centrarchiformes; Centrarchidae. Gene Ontology annotation, biological process: mitochondrial RNA processing; regulation of mitochondrial mRNA stability. The coding region runs from base 16 to 2178 and encodes 720 amino acids. Gene Ontology annotation, cellular component: ribonucleoprotein granule; mitochondrial matrix. The record is from RefSeq and is a predicted model, not a curated record. The transcript is spliced from 7 exons. Gene Ontology annotation, molecular function: RNA binding.